Molecule: messenger RNA, 2558 nt
Organism: Cavia porcellus (domestic guinea pig)
Lineage: Eukaryota; Metazoa; Chordata; Mammalia; Rodentia; Caviidae
Gene: Nxph2
Product: neurexophilin 2
Exons: 2
Coding region: 138-932 (264 amino acids)
Molecular function (GO): signaling receptor binding
Source: RefSeq, a predicted model, not a curated record
GCUGGGCGCUGCGCUCGGAUUCCGGGAGGGAAGUGCCGCGCUCCGUCCCUGGCGUCCCCUGUCCUGCCUCCCGAGUGGAGAUGCGCGAGAAGCAGGCGAGGGCGCGCAGCUCCUGAGAAGCCGCGCCACCAGGCACCAUGCACCUGCGGCCGCUGCCCCUCGUCGUGGUCCCCGGCUUGCUGCAGCUGCUAUUUUGUGACUGUAAAGAGGUGGUACAUGCCACAGAGGGUCUGGAUUGGGAAGACAAAGAUGCCCCUGGAACACUGGUUGGAAAUGUGGUACAUUCAAGGAUCAUCAGUCCUCUGCGCCUGUUUGUUAAACAGUCUCCAGUGCCAAAGCCUGGCCCUAUGGCGUAUGCAGACAGCGUGGAAAAUUUUUGGGAUUGGCUGGCCAACAUCACGGACAUUCAGGAGCCACUAGCAAGAACUAAACGGCGACCAAUAGUAAAGACAGGAAAAUUUAAGAAAAUGUUUGGAUGGGGUGACUUUCAUUCCAACAUUAAAACUGUCAAACUCAACCUUCUCAUUACAGGGAAAAUUGUCGACCAUGGAAAUGGAACUUUCAGUGUUUAUUUCCGACAUAAUUCAACAGGCCUGGGUAACGUUUCAGUGAGCUUGGUACCUCCUUCCAAAGUGGUGGAAUUUGAAGUUUCUCCCCAGUCUACCUUGGAGACCAAGGAAUCCAAAUCUUUCAAUUGUCGCAUUGAGUAUGAAAAAACAGAUCGGGCAAAGAAGACUGCCCUAUGCAACUUUGACCCAUCUAAGAUCUGCUACCAGGAGCAGACUCAGAGCCAUGUGUCUUGGUUGUGCUCUAAACCCUUCAAGGUCAUUUGCAUUUACAUCGCCUUUUAUAGUGUUGAUUAUAAACUUGUGCAGAAGGUUUGUCCUGAUUAUAAUUACCAUAGUGAGACCCCAUACCUAUCUUCUGGCUGAAUCUUCCCACAGUGAUGAAAAUGGAGGACAUUUGUAUAUUUAAUUAGAAUGACCAAGAAACCAGUCCAGUUUUUCAUAGUAAAGGAUCCCUUUUGUUUCUGGCAGUGAACUGUAGUUCCCUAUGAGGUUUUCAGAUUAAAAGGAAAACAUAUUCAAAUGUGAAACAUGUUUGUUUCAAUCAUAACGUACCUUUAACUUAAUGUCAAACUACUUAGGAAACCAUCACAUUCAUUUAAGAUGGUUAAAGUCUAAAUAUUAUUGUUUAAAAGAAACAUCAAAAGUGACUACAUGUGAUGGGAAGAAACCAAAUUAUGUGUGUCCUAAACAUGGCUCUUGAAAUAAGCCUGCCUUUGAGAUGUAUUUUGAAAGGUUAACUUAAAAAAUAACAGAUUCAGUCAAGUAGCUGAAAAAAAUUUUAUUUAAUAAGUGAUGGUUUUUCCAACAUUGAACCUAUUUUUUUUACUAUGUCUUUCCCCACAUCUGUGCAGUACUGAUAUGAGAUGUGGACAGGUAAAAUUUGUUUCAAAACACUUGUGUGAAGUUAUAGUGGAACCAAAAACAUUACCAUGUGAGCUAGAGUUGAAUGGAGUGUGAUCUAAGCAUUUAGCCUUGUGUUAGUCAGCACCCUCGUGAUUCUCAACCUGAGCUGAGCAGUAAUACUGGUGCCUGAGAAAGCAAAUCGGGAUCGUCAGUCAGAAUCCAGUGAAGAUUAUAAUGUUAUUAGACCCUUUUACCACAAGAUUAUAAUGUUAUUAGACCCUUUUACCAAAUUAUAAAAAUAUUCACCCUAGUGUUUAGGACCCAUUCUAUUCAUUUGAUAGAAUAUAUAAUGGAAUGUGGGGGAUGGGGGAUAUGGAAUAGAGGGAAAAUAUUCUAGGAUUAUGGAUUCAUAAAUUCUUGCCUCCCAGAUUAAGUUUUCCUUUCAUUUACUAUGGGGAUCACAUUCUAGGUGGGAAUAAAACCUGUUGUAUUUAAACAUUUUUAAUUAUUUAGCACAGAAAACCAAGAUUGCUAGCUCACUAGCCUUUUGAAAUUAUUUCCAAAUUAAUAUCAUUUUAAAAAUCAUCCUUUUUGUCUUCUUUGUAUGAUAGAAUUGAAUGAUCACUGCAAUAGCACAGAAAGAGGGUCUGACUGGGCAGGAAAAGACUUCUAGGAUUCAGGAGUCAUGAAAUGGUUACUUUUUACAAUAAGUUUUCACUUCUUUCCCCCUUCUCUAUGACACAUCAAUUGAGGAAUAAAGAAAGAUAAUUCUUAAAUAACAAAAUGUUUGUACCACACUGUUUAGAAAGUCAGCAGGUCUGUCCUCUAUUUUACAUCUCCAUUUCUUUUCUUUUACUAGUGAUAUCUUCGCGGUGUUUGAUUUUGUCUUUUGUAAAAAUUGUUCUACACUUAGUAUGUGAUAGUACAGGCUUGACGUUUUUGCUCUGAAUUCAUCAGGUGCUUUUGUAAUUUUGUGAUUGGUGAGUAAUAUUGUGAAACAUCUUUUUAUUUUCAUCUAGAAACCAGAGUAUUAUUUAUUGCAAAAUAUAUGGGACCUAUAAAUGUAUAUAUACUUAGAUUUUUCUGUGUACAGAAAAAGUACAUGUACACAUUUCUAUGUAAAUAAAAAGAAUUUGCUAGAUCUGU